Molecule: messenger RNA, 426 nt
Organism: Acomys russatus (golden spiny mouse)
Lineage: Eukaryota; Metazoa; Chordata; Mammalia; Rodentia; Muridae
Product: 40S ribosomal protein S16-like
Exons: 1
Coding region: 1-426 (141 amino acids)
Biological process (GO): translation; maturation of SSU-rRNA from tricistronic rRNA transcript (SSU-rRNA, 5.8S rRNA, LSU-rRNA)
Cellular component (GO): cytosolic small ribosomal subunit; ribosome
Molecular function (GO): RNA binding; structural constituent of ribosome
Source: RefSeq, a predicted model, not a curated record
AUGCCGUGCAAGGGUCCUCGGCAGUCCGGCAGUCCGUGCAGUCUUGUGUCGGACUUCGGACACAAGAAGAUAGCCACAGCCGUGGCGCACCGCAAACGCGGGAAUGGGCUCCUCAAGGUGAACCGACGUUCCUUGGAGAUGAUCGAGCCGCACACGCCGCAGUACAAGCUUCUGGAGCCCGCUUUGCUUUUGGGCAAAGAGAGGUUUGCUGGUGUGGAUAUCCGUGUCCGUGUGAAGAGUGAUGGUCACGUGGCCCAAAUCUAUGCUAUCCGACAGUCCGUCUCCAAAGCCCUGGUGGCUUAUUACCAAAAAUAUGUGGAUGAAGCCUCUAAAGAAGGAGAUCAAAGACAUCUUCACCCUUUGCUUGUAGCUGAGCCCCCUCACUGUGAGUCCAAAAAGUUCGGAGGUCCUGGGGCCCGUGCUUAG